This is a messenger RNA of Heteronotia binoei (common prickly gecko), 5692 nucleotides long. It is a transcript of the gene PPP6R1, whose product is annotated as protein phosphatase 6 regulatory subunit 1. Gene Ontology annotation, molecular function: protein phosphatase binding; protein phosphatase regulator activity. Gene Ontology annotation, cellular component: nucleus; cytosol. The record is from RefSeq and is a predicted model, not a curated record. Lineage: Eukaryota; Metazoa; Chordata; Lepidosauria; Squamata; Gekkonidae. The coding region runs from base 264 to 2852 and encodes 862 amino acids. The transcript is spliced from 23 exons.
GGGGAAGAAUCUCAGCAAGAUGAGGGGGAGCUUCGCGCAUGAGCAAUUGCCCUCGCUUGUUCUACCAUUCUGGUAAGGGAGGGGAGGCGGGUGGAAGAGAGUGACAGCAGUCGCAGAAGGAAACAGCGGGUCGGCCGCUGGAGGAGCGCGCGGAGGAUUGUGGGAUCGCGGCGGUGAGAGCAAAAAAAAAAAAAAAAAAAAAGUGAAGGGAGAGCGCGAGCGACACCCCCGCGAGCGAAGGAGGGGGCUCGAGCCCGCAAGCCAUGUUCUGGAAGUUUGACCUCCACACGACCUCUCAUAUCGACACCCUCUUGGAGCGUGGCAACGUGACUCUCUUUGAGCUUCUGGAUGAAGAGGAUGUCCUGCAGGAGUGCAAGGUGGUCAAUCGAAAGCUGGUGGACUUCCUGGUGCAGCCUGAGCACAUGGAGGCACUGGUCACCUGCGUGACUGAGGAGCCCCCUGGAGAUGUGGACGAGAGAGUGCGCUACAAGUACCCAAGUGUGUCGUGUGAGAUUCUGACGUCUGACGUCACUCAAAUAAACGACGCUUUGGGUGAGGACGAGUCACUCUUGCGUCGCCUCUACAGCUUCCUCCAGACUGGCGGCGUUCUCAAUCCGCUGUUGGCCAGUUUCUUUAGCAAGGUCAUGGGGAUCCUGAUCAACCGCAAGACUGAUCAGAUAGUUGCCUUCUUGCGCAAGAAGGACGACUUCGUCAACCUGCUGCUGCGCCACAUUGGUACCUCGGCCAUCAUGGACCUCCUGUUGCGGCUUCUCACCUGUGUAGAGCAGCCACAGCUCAGGCAAGACGUGUUCAAUUGGCUUAAUGAAGAGAAGAUUGUUCAGAGGCUUAUUGGGAUGAUCCACCCUUCUAAGGAUGACAAUCAACAUUCCAACGCUUCGCAGUCCUUGUGCGACAUCAUCCGGCUGAGCCGUGAGCAGAUGAUCCAAAUUCAGGAUAGUCCCGAGCCAGACCAGCUAUUGGCCACACUUGAGAAGCAGGAGACGAUUGAGCAGCUGCUAAGCAAUAUGCUGGAUGGAGAACGGAGUGAAUCCGUUAUCGUCAAUGGCAUCCAGGUCUUGCUGACCCUGCUGGAGCCACGCAGACCCAGGACAGAGCUGGGGGGCAUGGGGGGCUUUUACUGCAACCUGGAGGGGCAGAUGGAGAUGACCGGACCUAACUGUGAAGUGGCUUCCAGCCAGGCCAGUCUGGGCACUCUGCUUGCCAUCAAACAGCGCCUCAGGGAGCUUCACCAGCUGCUCCUCGACCCACCAAAGAAAGAGCCUCUUCAGACAACUUGGGGGAUCCUAGACCCUCCACUGGGAAACACACGCCUACACGUGGUGAAGCUGCUGGCCAGCUCGCUGGGCACUGACAAUGCUGCGCUGCGGGAUGAGAUUAUAGAACUUGGGGCUGUCAACACAAUGUUGGAUCUCUACUUCAAAUACACAUACAACAACUUCUUGCACGCUCACGUGGAGGCCUGCCUUAGCAAUGUUUUCAGCUCCCAUGCUGGGGAUGAGACCAUUGAAAACCACUCAAAGCCCCUGCCAGAGAACCCAGUCAUCCAACAUUUGCUGCAGAAGUGUCGCUUAAUCCAAAGAAUUUUGUCUGCCUGGGAAGAAAAUGAGCAGUCACAGUCAGAUGGGGGCAGACGCAAGGGCUACAUGGGGCACCUUACCCGCAUUGCCAAUGCCUUAGCACAAGGCUCUGAGAAGUGGCCCCACUCCACCCUCAUCAAGCAGCUUGUGAAAGAGCUACCAGAGGAUGAACAAGAGCAGUGGGAGAAGUUUGUCUCGGGGCCCUUGUCAGAGACUAACAAGAAGAACACUGUGGAUCUCGUUAACAUGCACAACCUCCACUCGUCAAGCGAUGAUGAUGAGAAUGACCUCAAGGAGUUCAGCUUCCCCCAGGAGGCUGUGCUGCAGCAGGCCUUUGUGGAUUACCAGCUGCAGCAGAUGACCUCGGCAUUCAUUGACCACUUCGGCUUUAAUGAUGAAGAGUUUGGCGAGCAAGAAGAGAACGUUAAUGCCCCCUUUGACAAGACGGCCAACAUCACCUUCUCUUUGAAUGCAGAUGAUGACAGUCCCAACUCCAACCUCUUUGACAUUUGCUACAAGGAACGGAUCCAUCAGUUUGAUGACGACGAAGAGGCUGAUGGUUCUGAUGGGGAAGACAUCUGGCAAGAAAAGGAAGCAGCUGUCUCUUCUGGCAGUGCACAGCCCAUGGCUGCCAGGAGUGUUGGAAGCACAGAUAGUGAGGACAGUGAAGACUCUGAAGAAGAGGGUGAAGAGGAAGAUCCUGGUGGGGGAGACAGAGACACCACUCAUGUCAGCAAUGGCUGCGGUGAACAAACGGAGGAGGAGCGAGCAUCAGGAGAUUCUAGCUGGGCAGACAGUACCUCUACUGUGCCUCCCCAACCUGUGGCUGCUGACACAGGGGCAGCAGUGUGGGACAGGCCGAGUUCCGAUCCCUCCUGCUGUACCACAGAUGAGAACUGGGCCUCCUUUACAGAACCCCGCACGCAGCAGCAGCGGCAGCAGCAAGAAAGUCCCUCCAAAGCACCCACGGGUCCUGCUUCCCCUGCCAGUCUCCCUCAGGAAGUGACGCAAAGCAAUGUAUCCCCCACCGAUGCAGCCUCUACUGUGCAACAGGAUCCCCCCACUCCAGACACAGGUCCCCCAGAAGGGUGUGACCUACCACAUCCCUCCACCGUGACAACAGUAGCCAGCACAGUAGAACCUCCCCCAUCUACCUCUGAUUCUGCCCAGCCGCUCCAGGGGACAACAGAGGCUCCACAACCUGAGCACAGCUCCCCCCAGACAGAUCAGCAGCAUCAAGCAGCAGCCAGAUAAAGCUUCUUGGUGGGUCUUGUCACUGGGGAAGCCCACGGCUGCUCGCUCGAUCAAGUCCAUUUCACCAUGGACUGUCCCCAGUCCUUCCGGUGCCUUCACCCCUGUGGGCAGGUAGGGGGGCAGAAGAGAAAGCAGCAAGAAGGCAAAGAAAAGAGCCCGGCCUCUCUCCCUCCCCUACCCUUGCAAUCACUGAAGAAAUCAGGACCUGGUACCAGCGAGCGCCUGCAAGAGAAGCGGAUGAGCGUGCACAGGACGGCAAGGGCAUCUUCCCUCUUUGCAGCAGCGCCUUGGUUGGUGAAGCCCAGCAACAUAGCGUUCCCAGUGAGGGGGGGGAGAGCAGUCUCUCUCCUCUGUUGGCACAGUGCCUCCCCCCCUUCCCAAAUACGCAUACACAUUUGCUGCACUGAGCAAAACUUGUCUGUUUGAUGCAAUUAAAAUUGACACUUGAAUUGUAACCAGAGGUCUGCUGAAUGGGGCAGGUAGAAAAGUCAAGCAAAAUCUCUCCUGACAGUAUUGAGAGCUCCUCUUCCAUCUCACAACCCAACCUACAAGCACAAAUCUGCCGCACCCUUCCUGCCUGUCUCUCUCGGCCCCCGCCUCCGAUCUCCCCAAAUUUUGUUCAUAGGGUUUGGUGGGGGACUAAUAGAAGACACCACACAGUGCUAGGAGGGCUGGGAAUUUGCUGCCAAAGUUCUCCACGGACUUCAUUGAGCACUGCUGCCUUUGAGCAAUCCGGGUUUAGUGGAGCAGCGAGGGGGAUUGUGGUAGGUGAGAAAAAAAAUCACUGCAUUUUUUUAAAAGAUUGCUUCUUAAUGUGUGUGUGCGUGUACAUGCAAAGAGUCCCCGGGAACUUAAGGCCAUAUGAAGCUGACAUCUAAGAUGGAGCAGUGGGUGGCUGGAAGAGUAGGGCACAGCAAGGUCCUCUUGGUUUCCCAGCUGCAAAUGCUGGUGUUUUCCUACCCCACACACCAGGAACUAUCCCUUCACUGGGCUGGGGUCUUCAACCUGUCAGUGAGAUUUUAGUGUGUGUGUGUGAAAUCUGAAUCAAUACCUCCCCAAAUUAUCUUAGUUUCUCUGCCCCUACCAGUAUGUUCACCAGCUCACUGGGGUUUAGCUGGACCCCUCGCCCCAGUUUCAUUCUAAAAGUUAUGCUCCUUCCACCCACCCUUAUUUUCAGCACUGAGUUUUGUUUUUUUUGUAAACUAUUGAAGGGCUUGAUCAAGAACUCCACUGUUUCCCACAAUUCCAAGUAACAGCCGCAUGGUGGGAGGGAGAAGCAAGGUAGCGUCUCACUGCAUUCUUCCUCCUGUGGCAACAGUUCUCUGAAAUGCAUCCAUCCGGGAAGACUAUUUCCCCCUGGUGCUGCAAGUGGAUAGGUGCCCACCACUCUCGGAAAUGAUCCUGAUCCCAAACUGGAACAUCCGUAACUUAAGAAAGGCCAGAGAUUCCGGAGAAGGGGGGGGUGUGGUCUGGGCAGCACUUCUGUAAGAACUUCUAUGUGGGAUCAUGACAGGAGAUCCCCCUCCUCCAAGUUCAGCUUUUGCAGAUAAGGGACACCAGCUGCACUUUAAGAAAUGGAGAAUAGCUGUUUCCCGCAUUCCAGCUUGCUCACUUGCUGCCCUUGAACACACUAAGCAUUUUGUCUCUAAAUUCGUCCUAAAGAUAGGAUUGUCAAAAGGAGCACUUCCUGCUUGGGUUUUACCAGCAUGGGCACCAUACCACAAGAGAAGAACUUCCUAUACGUGGCUGCAGAUUGUCCUAAAGUGGUAACUGUAAAGUCCGACAUAUUCUCCAUCCUCUCUUGUCCUGGAGUUUGCUUGGGCUGCAUGGCCAUUGUUGAAAACCGGACUCCUGUCUUUCCUUGAGUUUUGACUCCUGAGUCCUGCAUAACACACAGGACCCUACUAAUGUAGGGAAAGCUCUGGGGUGCUGACUGGAGCCCUCUCCUCAGUACCAACCCCAAAGAGGCCCAAAUACCUUCCUCAGCCCACCAGAUCCUCCUUUGGGGGGCGGUCUACCAAAGACUCCAGGACCACUGCUUCUCUUUAUUUGACCUCCCAGCUGCUGGUGUUUGUGGAGUUCCUCUUGCUUCUUUAUAGUGUUAAAACAAAAAUCACUGCCUCAUCCUUGCCUCUGACCACAGAAUCGGGACAGGAGCUCUGCAGAAGUUCAGCCAAGAGCGCCUUGGGGCUUUGAGGGUGGGAUCAGUACCCAUGGGGAUUUUGUGUGGGUGCAUCUGUGUGUCUGUAUGUGUGUGGGGAGCUGAGUGAAGGUCUAAUGCCAGAGUUCCUGGAGGUCAGUCUUACAAUAUUGAGGGCAGACAGGUUGUGGUGUGGCGAAGCUCAAGAUGCCAGCCUCCAGGUGGGAGCUGGGGAUCCCCUGGAAUUGCAGCUCAUCUCCUGACUAAAGAGAUUAAUUUCCUUGGAGAAGAUGGUUGCUUUGGAGGGUGGACUCUGGCAUUGUUACCCUACUGAGGUCCUUGUCCUCCCCAGGCUAUAACCCCCAAAGCUGCAGGCGUUCCCCAACCUGGAUCUGGCAACCCCACCCACUCAUUCCCCACUGGACCCUAGGCGGAGCAUUGGGUCCUUGCAUAAGCACUAAGCCCCUCCCCCAGUUCCGCCCCACCUUUUUACUUCCAGGUGGUCAGUAACCUUGCUCCUGUCUCCCCCCCCCCCCCACCAUAUAAGUGGCAAUAUUUCUUGAAGCUCUUAAACCACAAAGGACAGAAGUGGCCUUUCGCAUUGUCUGCGUCAUGCCAUAUUGGUGAUUAUUUUUCCUUUCUUCCCCCCCGUUGUGUGUAUGUGUGUGUUCUGUUUGAAUAAAGAGAUUCUAUGGCUGUA